Molecule: messenger RNA, 567 nt
Organism: Cyprinus carpio (common carp)
Lineage: Eukaryota; Metazoa; Chordata; Actinopteri; Cypriniformes; Cyprinidae
Product: cytochrome c oxidase subunit 8B
Biological process (GO): mitochondrial electron transport, cytochrome c to oxygen
Cellular component (GO): mitochondrion
Source: RefSeq, a predicted model, not a curated record
CCAUCUUGCUGCGUCUUCACGCAAACUGAGUCGUACAGCCAAUUAAACAAAGCGAGCUUAUCACACGCGCAGCGGAUUGGCAAACACGUACAUUUCUUUUUAUUUUUUCCUCUCCCUGUCCCUGGCCUUAAACAGGACUUGGCAGGUGGACAAGAGAUUGCUGCUCGCUCUUUCCCUGUAGGGCGCAUUUCUAGACCACUCGAGCCGCGCGCGACUGGACCAUUUACUUCAGCGUUUGGAUAUAUCCAAGAACAGGACGAUGUCAGGCAUGAAUCGCACGUUCAACCUGCUGAGGAGUGUGAUGAGACACCAAAUCACACCUAAAGCUAAUAUUGCAUCCAAACCAGCCAAGCAUGUGCUGUCCGUUGGGGAGCAAACCUUUGUAAUGUUCACCAUGUUCGCGAUCAUCCUGGGCCCCUCUGGAUGGAUCCUGGCAAAUUUGGAGGAGUACAAGAAACGUCCUGGCGCAGCUAAAUAAGAACCGUCUGCUUCUGAGCAUUCAUCCUUACGAAGACUAUUUCACCUUGUUAAGAAUGUUUUAAUAAAUAAAUGUCCUUGAACACCUCA